Molecule: messenger RNA, 438 nt
Organism: Cyprinodon variegatus (sheepshead minnow)
Lineage: Eukaryota; Metazoa; Chordata; Actinopteri; Cyprinodontiformes; Cyprinodontidae
Product: adenylate cyclase type 8-like
Exons: 3
Biological process (GO): adenylate cyclase-activating G protein-coupled receptor signaling pathway; intracellular signal transduction; cAMP biosynthetic process
Molecular function (GO): adenylate cyclase activity
Source: RefSeq, a predicted model, not a curated record
AUGUUGAGAUAUGUCAGAUCACGUACGAAACACGACAUCGACAUGCGCAUCGGGAUCCACUCGGGCUCAGUGCUGUGCGGCGUGUUGGGUCUCAGGAAAUGGCAGUUUGAUGUCUGGUCCUGGGACGUGGACAUUGCCAACAAGCUGGAGUCUGGAGGCAUACCAGGGCGAAUCCACAUUUCCAAAGCAGCUUUGGAUUGUUUAAAUGGUGACUAUGAGGUGGAGGAAGGACAUGGGAAGGACCGAAAUGACUUCCUUCGUCGCCACAAUAUCGAGACGUACCUGAUAAAGCAACCUGAGGAGAGCCUGCUCACCCUGCCGGAGGACAUCAUGAAGGAGGCAGCCAGCUCGGCCGACCGGCGGGCCAGCAGCGCCACUUUUAACGAGGCUUCCUGGAGUCCUGAGCUCCCUUUUGACAACAUCGUCGGGAGCCAAAAC